This is a messenger RNA of Nematolebias whitei (Rio pearlfish), 3864 nucleotides long. It is a transcript of the gene pbx3b, whose product is annotated as pre-B-cell leukemia homeobox 3b. Gene Ontology annotation, molecular function: DNA-binding transcription factor activity, RNA polymerase II-specific; RNA polymerase II cis-regulatory region sequence-specific DNA binding. Gene Ontology annotation, biological process: animal organ morphogenesis; regulation of transcription by RNA polymerase II; embryonic organ development. Gene Ontology annotation, cellular component: nucleus. The transcript has 10 exons. Lineage: Eukaryota; Metazoa; Chordata; Actinopteri; Cyprinodontiformes; Rivulidae. The coding region runs from base 920 to 2344 and encodes 474 amino acids. The record is from RefSeq and is a predicted model, not a curated record.
CCUGUACCCUGCUCUGACACGUCUGCACUGACUGAGUGAGUGGCAUUGGCACACUGUCAAUCGCUCACCAGCGCUAAACAUAAAACACACACAGGCAGAGAGGCUGCAGCUCAUAAAUUUCAGCAGGGCAAGAGAUUUUUCUGCGCGUCGCCUUCUUCUUUCUUCUUCUUCUUUUUCUUUUUUUUUUUACAGCCUUGUAUCCUAAUUAAUUUCGCCUCGCUGCUGAUCUGUUUUUUUUAUUUUUUUUAUUUUUUUUUUUAACUGAAAUCUUCCCAAAUUUUUUUGGCACGUUUCAUAAUUUUUAUAUGAACAUUUGGACACCUUUGUGCCACAGAUAUUUUUUAAAUUAUUGGCACCACCUGCAAGCAAGGCUGAGACUUCUCUCUUUUUUUUUUUUAAUUCAUUUAUUAGUACAAUUAUUAGAAUUUUAUACGUUUACACAUUUCAACGUUGGGAUAUUUCGGUGGAUUUGUGGACAUUUUCCAGCGGAAAUCCCCUCGAAGAGCGCGAAGUAAAUGAGAGACCAGCACCGAGGACCGCUCCUGUCCACGCUAACCGGGUCAAAUCUGAGAGAAGAGACCGACUGGUGCCGGAUUAUGAUGCUGCUGCUGAUGAAGAUGAUGAUGGAGCGUCUAUUCUGACGAAGAAGUUUUCACAAGGAGAAGAAAUAUAAAUCCAAGCGGCACCUUUUGGCACUUUGGACCGCGCGUAAAAACAACAGGAGGACAGCGGCAACUUGGGCACGAGAUUUACGCCAAAACACCCCCAUUCCUGCCAUUUAGUUCAUAUAUAUAUAUAUAUAUAAAUAUAUAUAUAAAUAAUAAUAAAAUAGUGUUUUUUUUUUAUUAUUUCCCCUGUGCGCUUCUACAGUUGUUCAUCCACCCAGUCUGUGCGGCACAUGCUCUAGCCGGUUUCGUAUAUGAGUUUUUCAAUUUGCGUGGCUCAGUGCACAGACUCUUUAGCGUCUACUAUGGACGAUCAAGCCCGGAUCAUGCAGUCGAUCGGCGGCGUGAGUCUGGCUGGACACUCGGUGCAGGGCGGCAUGCCGCUGCCGCCGCAUGGCCACGACGGGACGGACGGGGACGGCAGGAAGCAGGACAUCGGUGACAUCCUGCAUCAGAUCAUGACCAUCACCGACCAGAGCCUGGACGAGGCGCAAGCAAAGAAACAUGGACUGAACUGUCAUAGAAUGAAACCAGCACUCUUCAGCGUUCUCUGCGAAAUCAAAGAAAAGACAGGUCUCAGCAUCCGUGGCGCUCAAGAGGAGGACCCUCCAGACCCCCAGCUUAUGCGUUUAGACAACAUGCUGCUGGCAGAAGGAGUGGCAGGACCGGAGAAAGGUGGUGGAUCCGCUGCUGCUGCGGCUGCUGCUGCGGCCUCGGGCGGUGCGGCCGACAACUCCAUCGAACAUUCUGACUACAGAGCCAAACUCACACAGAUCAGACAGAUCUAUCACACAGAGCUGGAGAAAUACGAACAGGCGUGUAACGAGUUCACUACCCAUGUGAUGAACCUGCUGAGGGAACAAUCUCGCACGCGACCCAUCUCACCCAAAGAGAUCGAGCGCAUGGUGGGAAUAAUCCACCGUAAAUUCAGCUCCAUCCAGAUGCAACUGAAGCAAAGCACCUGCGAGGCUGUCAUGAUCCUGCGCUCCAGAUUCCUUGAUGCCAGGCGAAAAAGGAGAAACUUCAGCAAGCAGGCGACAGAAAUUUUGAAUGAAUAUUUCUACUCGCACCUGAGCAACCCGUACCCGAGCGAGGAGGCUAAGGAGGAGCUGGCCAAGAAAUGCAGCAUCACCGUUUCCCAGGUAUCCAACUGGUUUGGCAACAAAAGGAUCCGGUACAAGAAAAACAUCGGCAAGUUUCAAGAAGAAGCCAACCUGUACGCCGCCAAGACAGCUGUAAAUGCAGCGCAUGCUGCAGCGGCUGCAGUGCAGAACAGCCAGGCCAACUCCCCUACCACUCCCAACUCCGGAUUCCAGAUGAAAGAUGAAGAGUUUCAGCUGGAUUCUGCAGAGAGCAAAAACACUCUAUUAAGCAACAUGUUUACUGGUUCUUCAGGUUCUUUUAGCCUCCCAAACACUGGGGACAUGUUCUUGAGCAUGCAGAGUCUGAAUGGGGAUUCUUACCAAGGGGCACAAGUCGGAGCCAAUGUACAGUCACAGGUGGAUACCCUGCGCCAUGUUAUCAGUCAGACGGCAGGAUACAAUGAUGCUCUGGCAGGAAACACCAUGUAUACUCCACAUGGCCUGAAUGCUAAUGGAGGAUGGCAAGAUGCAACGACUUCGUCUUCUGUAAUAUCUCCAGCAGGACCGGAAAGUGUGCACUCCGACACGUCGAACUGAUCAGCUAGAAAUGCAUCGUCUCCUCAAGUUGAGCAUGGACUUUUUCAUUUUGCUAAAAAAACAAACAAACAAAAAAACAGCAAAAUACCCUUUUUUGUAGGAAAAAGAAAUUGGUUUUCUUGUAUUUUCAAAUUCCCAUCGGCCACAGCACAUGUGCAGACGACAUCCUCCAGUAUGGACACUAAGUGUUUCCGGAUCGCGCAGUGUUUUCUUUCUGUCUUCAUAAAUCAAGCGUAUUAACAUGCUUUUACUUGUUUGUUGUAGUGGUAAACAUAGACAUGUGCAAAUAUAAACAUCUCUUCAAUAUUCCAGAGUAAACUUUCAGGAUAAUUAUCUCAGCUCAGCAUAAAAAAAGUGACAUUUUAAAUGCCUAUUUGACUUAAUUGCCAUUUUCCAUUUUGAUAAUUGACUUCUCUUUAAUUUCUUUUAAUUAAAGCAGCUUCUUUUUGUCUUGUCCGGCAACUCCACAAGGCUAAUGUUGACAGCUCACUGGCAGCUUUGUAUUUCCUUUCAGGAUUUUUUGUUUUUGUCUCUCAGCUGCGUACAUGGCUAUUCAAACUGUGGAACAUAAAGACGUGUAAUUGAUUGCUUGACUACAACAUGACACCAUUCCAUAUUUUAUCAUUUGUUGCUUUGUUUGUACAUAUGUAAACAUUUCUUUUGUACUGCUUAACAAAUCAACAAAUCUCCCAACAGUAGAUCAUUUUGUCACGGCACACAGGAGUCCAUCUCCCCAUAACCCAACAGGAAAAGUUGUAAUAUAGCUUAAGAUCCCGCUAAUCAAUACGCAGCUGUUUUUUUUUAACCUCAUUCACAAAAAAAACAUGUCCAACAUUUCUGUAGUGCUCACUUACUACCUCUAAACAAUACAACAACCAUUCUUUCAUUCUUUCUGGCCCAUUUUUAAUGUUUAAUUUUUUUUAAAUGCAUCCCGGAACAGUGGGAACUCUUCAUUCUCUAUGUAAUCUAAUGUAUAUUUUAAUCUUUUAAUAAAAUGCUGUUGCUCUGUUGCAACAUAAAAGGAAAAAAAAAAACUAAAACAAAAAUAAUAUUAAUACAGUGAAAAGAGGAGAGAGGAGGGGGAAGAAUACGUUGUGGCUUUUAUGAGGGGGUGCGGUGACUAAUGUGGAUUAAAUGAACACCAAACAGUAAAACUGUUGUACAUAAUGAAGAAGAAAAAAAAAAAGAAACAUUUUGAAUGUUGCUCAUCUUGUUACGAAAUCAUUCAAAAAAAAAGAAAAAAAAAUCCCUAUAAAACUGUAAUGCAUAGAGGUUUCAGUAUUCAGAACUGUACAUUUCCAGCUCUGUCCAACAGGGUUCAAGUCUUCUUUUCUCUCCUUUAUUUUCUCUUGUAUGUGACUCUGAAACUGAAAACGUCAUGACGAAAUGAUUUGUGGCAGUGAUUCUAAUGUAUUAAAGAUGUUUAGUGUUGCUUUCUAACCAGACUACACCCUGGACAGAAGUCUUCCUUGUGGUAGUUGUGUAAUUUUAAACAUGAAUAAAACUUUUUGCUUUCAUGA